Arctia plantaginis is the source of this 1104-nucleotide messenger RNA. Lineage: Eukaryota; Metazoa; Arthropoda; Insecta; Lepidoptera; Erebidae. The record is from the annotation of a GenBank genome assembly.
AUGGAAAAAUAUGUAAGUCUUCGUGACAUAGAACAAGCUGCACUUGCAUUGUUAUCAAAGACUGCUCGGGACUAUUACAAAAGUGGUGCUACAGAUGAACAAACUUUAGCAGAAAACAAAUUAGCAUUCCAGAGAUUACGUAUUCGCCCAAAAUGCUUGGUAGGGGUAGAACGUUGUAAUCUUCACACCACCGUACUAGGAGUUGAUGUGUCUAUGCCAGUUGGUAUAUCACCCACUGCUAUGCAAAGGAUGGCUCAUCCCGAUGGUGAACUAGCCAACGUGAAAGCUGCUCAAGAGGAAGGAACCGUUUUUACUCUAAGCACAAUAGCUACGAGCUCAAUUGAGGAAGUUGCUGAGGCAGCCCCUUUGGCUACAAAAUGGUUUCAGUUGUACAUUUAUAACGAUCGGGAAGUUACUAAAAAAUUGGUUCAAAGAGCUGUAAAAGCGGGUUUCAAAGCAAUAGUCCUCACCGUUGAUACACCGUUAUUUGGUUUACGCAGAGCAGAUAUCAGAAAUAAAUUUACAUUGCCUUCACAUUUGAGAUUAGCUAAUUUUGAUGGUCUUCUCUCUACUAAGAUUCAAAGCACGGAUAGCGGCAGCGGUCUGAAUAAAUACGUGGAAGAGUUAUUUGACAAAUCUCUUACAUGGAAUGAAGUAAAGUGGUUAAAGAGCAUUACAACGUUGCCCAUAAUCGCAAAAGGUGUUUUACGUGGAGACGAUGCGGUUAAAGCAGUGGAAGCUGGUUGUUCCGCAAUUUUAGUAUCAAAUCAUGGAGCAAGACAGUUAGAUGGAGUAGCUGCAUCGAUCGAGGCAUUACCUGAAAUUGUGGAAGCACUGAAAAAUUACAACGUUGAGGUUUAUUUAGAUGGCGGUGUGUCAACUGGCACAGAUGUUUUCAAAGCCUUAGCUCUAGGUGCCAAAAUGGUGUUUGUGGGUCGACCGGCCCUUUGGGGUUUAACAGUUGGAGGUCAGGCUGGUGUGCAGCGAAUGCUAAAUAUCUUCCGUACCGAGUUGCAGUAUACUUUACAAAUAGCAGGUACUCCUACAAUUGCUGACAUCACAAAAGAUAUGGUGCGUCACGAGUCGAGUUACUGUAAAUUAUAA